Molecule: messenger RNA, 600 nt
Organism: Entrophospora sp. SA101
Lineage: Eukaryota; Fungi; Glomeromycota; Glomeromycetes; Entrophosporales; Entrophosporaceae
Source: the annotation of a GenBank genome assembly
AUGAGAAUAAAAUUCUUAAAAGACGGCGUCAGCGUAGAAAGAGUGGAGAUCAAUUUAAAGAGUUGCAUGGAUUUCAGAUGUAAUAAUCCCAACGAAACUCGUCACGUCAAGGAACAAGUUGCUUCUUUGCUUGUUCCACGUCAAGAAAUCAAAUACACUCAAGCUACAUCUCAAAAUUACGAAGGCGAAUGUUUGCAUACGAUCAAUCUAUUCAUACCACGAACUGUGCAACCGACCUAUUCUGGAAGAUUCAUCUCCAUAACACAUCAAUUGGUCAUUAAGUUUUGUUUAUGGGGUGCUGAUGAUGAUUUCCAAAUUGAAGAGGGUGUUAGGGUGGCAAAUAUACUCGAGAAAAGUGGUUAUACGGCUCCUGACUUAUCAGCUGAGCUGUUGGACGCUUCUCCGUCCCCAACAUCCGCUUCUCUCCCAGUUACUACUGUACAGUCCUCUUCAUCAUCCUCUUCAUCUUCUAUAUCUAUUAAAAAUAGUGUUAGCAGUAAUGCUUUAGAAUAUCAACAACAAUUAUUAUUACAACAACAACAGCCUCAUUAUAAUCAAUAUUCUCAUUUUCAACAUUUACAACCCAAAUUUGGAGUAUAG